GGAUUGGAAUGAGGUAAUCCUCCUUUUUGCUGUAUUCAGGUUAGUGGUGCUACUUUUCUUUUCUAAGAAGGAAACUUUUAUACUUUUAUAAAAUACCAAGGAAUUAAACUGUGUGCAUUGAUUACUUUGAAUUUGUUUUCAUACCUUGCUAUUGUGUGUUAGGCACAUAAUUAAUGUGGAAAUAAAAUACAUGCAUCAUUUAUGAGAAAUAACCUGCAGAGACAAAUAUAGGCCCAGUCCUGCAAGCAUUUACAUAUGUGUUUUAACUUUUAAGAACUGUGAGUAGUCCCAUGGAAAUCAAGGGGACUAUUCAGAAUGCUUAAAAUUAAGCACAAGCAUGUUUGCAGGAUCAGGCUCAUAUGGCACAUCUGAUGGGUUCCUUUUAGUUUUCCUAAAUUCUUUAGUUUGCUGGUCAAAGUAAUGGCCCUGUUGUAAAAUUUCUAUUCAAAAUCAGAUGGUGUUGCUAAUCAGAUCCCUUGGCAUGCUCUAAGACCUUGAACUCUGGUGACUCUUACAGACACCCUCUACCAAUACAACACGAUCUUUACAUUGUCUGUACCAUCCCUUGUCCAAACAAAAAUGAAGGGCCAGAUUCAGCCAUGGUGUAAAUAGAAGCUUAUGGAGUUAUUCCAGAUCUUACACCAAAGCUGCAUGUGAUCCACAAUGGCAGGUGCUACUGAAAGGAAGCUCAAACUGUGUCCUAAAUACCUUGACCCAUCUCAGCAAUUGUAGCUGUCUGGGGACAGGUGGCUAGAGGCAGUUGUCCAGUUUGACUGGAGCGUAGGGAAAUUUUAUUAUUUCCAGUUUCCUUAUUCACAGGUUUCCUUUCAUUGUAUUGCCCUUUCCCGUUUGUUGGAGAAGAACCAUGAAGAACCGCUCCUCAUCUCCCCCUUUGCACGUUCACGUGGAUGAAAACACCCCUGUCCAUGUCCAUAUAAAAAAGGGUCAGAAAACAACACCUGCAAAAAGCCAGCCGAAACACAAACAGAAAAUGAAAGGGGAUACCGUGAACGUGCGCCGAAGCGUGCGGGUGAAAACCAAGGUCCCCUGGAUGCCCCCAGGCAAAACAUCUAUCCGGGAGUCUGCCUACAAGUGGGAGGGACCAACCCAUCGCUUGGAAAUUACUCCUCCAGAUUCAGAAAAACUGCUCUCCGUGCUGCGUCUGAGUGACCUCUCUACAGACGAGGAGGAUGCUAUUCACAGCAAAAUGAACAAAUAUGAGAAGAAGAUAGAUAGCCUGAUGAAUGUAGUGGGGACACUGAAGAAUGAGGCCAAGAUACAGAAGCGGGAGGAACAACAGCAAAUGGCAAAGCGUCUCCUCGAGGAGCAGAAGGAUGAGCUAGAUGAAGUCACACAGGAGCUGGUGGAGACAGAACAUGAGAAUACCCUGCUCCGACGUAACAUUGAGCGCAUAAAGGAGGAGAAAGACCUUACUUUAAUGCAGAAGAGGCACUUGCAGCACGAGAAAGAGUGUUUGAUGUCCAAGCUAGUUGAGGCAGAGAUGGAUGGGGCUGCAGCAGCCAAACAGAUUCAUGCGCUGAAAGAUACGAUUGGGAGACUCAAAAAUGAGAAACACAUGACCAGCUCAGAUGUUAAUACGCUGACAAGGCAAAAAGAGUUGCUGCUACAGAAAUUAAGCACUUUUGAAGAAACCAAUAGGACGCUCCGGGAUCUACUUAAAGAACAGCACAACCGGGAGAAAGAUGCACAGAAAUUGAUGGAGCAGCAGGGGUUGCUGCUAAAAAGGCUGUCUGACUCGGACGCAGAGAAAGCGAAUCUGAAGACAAGGCUACAGGAGAAAGAGAAGGAGGUGGAAGAUCUCAUCAGUCAAAUACAGACAGAAAAGGAUCAAGCGAAGACAGCAUGCGAACUCUCCAAAUCCAUGGAAGCUGUGAGGGGUCAUUUACAGGCUCAGCUGCGAAAUAAAGAAGCUGAAAAUAACCGUCUGGCUAUUCAGAUCCGGAAUCUGGAGCGCAGUGGAGCUCAGCAUAAGGCAGAGGUGGAACAUAUCAUGGAACAGCUAAAAGAGCUGAGGCAGAAGGGGGAGCGUGACAAGGAGGCCCUGAAGAAAGCCAUACGUGCACAGAAAGAGCGGGCAGAGCGCAGUGAGGAAUAUGCAGAGCAGCUGAAUGUCCAGCUAGCAGAAAAGGACAGUUACGUUGCUGAGGCACUGUCCACUCUGGAGUCCUGGAGGAGCCGCUACAACAAAGUGGUGAAGGACAAGACUGACCUGGAACUUGAGAUUGUUAUGCUGAACAGCCGUAUUACAGACUUGUUGGAGCAGCAGACCUCCAUGGAGGACAAAAUGCGGGAAGACAGAGAUGCUCUGGUGGAUAAACUGCACCGACAGGCCACAGAGAGCACAUCUUUCAAAAUGGAGAAUGAAAGGCUGAAGGCUACCAUGGUGCCAGUGGAGGAGAAGCUGAACCAAGCUCAGAUGGAGGUGCAGCAGCUCAAGGCAUCUCUCAGGAACUAUGAAGGGCUGAUUGAAACCUACAAGUCUCAGGUGAUGAGAACCCGAAUGGAAGCCGAUGAGGUGACUGUGAAACUGGAGCUUUGUGACAAAGAGAAUAAGACGCUAAAAGAUGAAAUGAACAAGGAGAUUGAGUUGGCUCGGAAGCAGUUCCAGAGACAGCUUGCUGAACUAGAAAAGCUGCCCGAGAUCCUGAAGAUCACGGAAACAAAGCUGGCAGAAUGUCAGGAUCAGCUGCAGAGUUACGAAAAAAAGAACAUGGACCUUUCUGCUAUGAUUACAGAUCUUCGUCAGCGGAUUGAGCUCCAGGGAGACAAAAUGGAAAUGACAAGAGAGAAGUAUCAAUCUGCCCAGGAGGAGAACAAGCAGCUGAUCUUGAAGCUAGAGGAGCUGGAGAGGAAACUAGAGACAACGGGUGCACAGAACAUUGAGUUCCUUCAAGUCAUAGCUAAAAGGGAGGAGUCUAUCCAUCAAUCCCAGCUGCGAUUGGAGGAGAAAACCCGUGAGUGUAGCUCCUUGGCUCGGCAGCUGGAGAUGGCCAUUGAAGAUGCCAAAAGACAAGUGGAACAAACGAGGGACCGAGCAGCAUCUAGAGAGAGGGCAGCCCAGUCCAAGAUGUUGGAGUUGGAGACCCAGCUGAGCCGGACGAAAACAGAACUAAACCAGCUGCGUCGGAGCAAGGAAGACUCAGAGCGCCGAUACCAAAGCCGUCUACAGGACUUAAAGGAUCGCCUGGAGCAGUCUGAAAGCACCAACCGAAGCAUGCAAAACUAUGUCCAGUUCCUCAAGUCCUCUUACGCCAAUGUCUUUGGAGAAAGUGCCUUAUUGAGCUCACCUAUCCAUUCCCGAUCUCCUCCAUGAUAAUAGUUCCCUCCCUGUCCCUCUGCUAUUGAGAGGUACAAAAGGGGGGCCAGAUUUCAAAGCCAUAUCUUGUCCAGAAAACUGUUUGGGAUUUCAGAGUCUGUGUAAAGAGAAGUCUUCCUCUCGUUCUCAUUGUCUGGGUGAGAUGGAGCUGCAGCGGUGUACAACAGGAAAGUGGGAUUGUUUUCUGUUUGGGAAUUGGCACUGCAUUAUCAGCCAUGCCCCAAAACAUCUGGGUUGGAGUAUGUGGGGAAUGCUUUCCCUUUCAUCUCCUAAUCCCCCAGUGGUUACUUCUCUUGUAACUAACCUGGUGGGCCUUUCAAUUAAUCAUAUUAGCUAUUUUUUAUUUUUUAUAAGAGUUCCGUCUCUUCCUUUUCGCUCUUCCUACCUUGUGUUCUUUUCUCACACAGCAGAGAUCAUGUUUGUUUUUAACUCUCACAUACUGUGUUGAUACAGCUGACCAAUGGGGAUAUUAGGAGAUAGUGCCACCAGUACAAGUGUGAACCCAAUAGUGAUAACUAAGUGACUGGAAUCCACGCUGAGAAUGGGUUAGCUCCUGAUCAGCCACCCUUUUUUUUUUUUUUAAACAAUUUUUUACUGGGAAACAAUGAAAUUGUAUCUUCUCACCUGAUUCAUGAAUACUGUCUAAUCCUUUAUUAUUUCUUUUGUGUGUGGUUGGUGUGUGUUAAUGCUUCUAAUCUGCAUAUUUUCUGGAUGCCCUUUUCCCCCCAACAGCCUGAUCCUGCAUUCCUUGCAAUCCCAGGGUCUGAGUCAAAGCCAUUUGAAGUCAAUGGAAAGAUUCCCAUUAAUUUCAGUGGGUCUGGAAUCAGGACCCCAUUCCGAAUACAGUGGGAGCUUUGAGUCAGCUGUAGGAAAAAAUAAAAUAAAAAGACAGACUUGAUGCUUGGCUUUGCCCUCAAAGCCAGCCUGCACAUACUCCUGUGACAUGAGGUCAUCUCUGGGAUGUGAAGGAAUGUCAAGGUCUGUGGGCUCUACUGUGCCCUCCAGUAAGCAGCUGUUCUGAAAUAUAGUAAACAUUUCAUUUCAACCCCAGCUGUUUGGCUGGGGGGGCUUUUUGGUGGUGGUUUUUUUGUUUUGUUUUUGUUUUGUUUUUUUAAUUCUGUUUACAUGAGAUGCAGUCAUCAGUGGAAUGUUUGAUAAGGGAUUUCUAAGUUUCUUUUAAUCAGUAUUUGAGAGUUCCAUUUUAAUGUGUAACUUAAAAAAAAUCCAAAAGGUGCUAUGAUAAAAUUAUUAAACUUCAGAAGUUUAAAAUUGGUGUUAUUUCUGGGGUUGACACUUCAUCUUGUAAAUUGUCUCAUUAUCUUUCCACUGUUGUUCUCAAAGGAAAUUCAUGGAUUUUUUAAAUUUAAUCUUAUUUUAAAGAUGAUUAAAACUAAUACACCUUUCAGCCAUCAGCACUGGUGCUCAAAAUACAUAAAUUUGUUGAUGAGACUAGGGAUAAUGCUGCAGUUGCUUGAGGGGAAAUGAAUCCUUACAAUAAGGGGAGGAGAAAGCAGUCGUCACUGAUAGUCAAAUGUAUAAUAAAAUCAAGAAAAUCAGUUC
Messenger RNA from Trachemys scripta elegans, 4897 nucleotides. It is a transcript of the gene ODF2, whose product is annotated as outer dense fiber of sperm tails 2. The coding region runs from base 866 to 3334 and encodes 822 amino acids. Gene Ontology annotation, cellular component: centrosome. NCBI's taxonomy places the organism in Eukaryota, Metazoa, Chordata, Testudines, Emydidae. Gene Ontology annotation, biological process: regulation of cilium assembly. The transcript has 19 exons. The record is from RefSeq and is a predicted model, not a curated record.